Phytophthora nicotianae INRA-310 is the source of this 3959-nucleotide messenger RNA. RefSeq names its product trehalose-phosphatase. Bases 152 to 3892 code for a protein of 1246 amino acids. Gene Ontology annotation, molecular function: starch binding; catalytic activity. The transcript is spliced from 3 exons. Gene Ontology annotation, cellular component: cytosol. NCBI's taxonomy places the organism in Eukaryota, Oomycota, Peronosporomycetes, Peronosporales, Peronosporaceae. Gene Ontology annotation, biological process: trehalose biosynthetic process. The record is from RefSeq and is a predicted model, not a curated record.
CUUUUGUUGGGUACAGCACCUCACGCCCCAACAAGCGGAAGCAGGAGGCGGAGCGAGCUCCUCGACUCGAGGAGAGAGAGACGGCCAAAGCCUUGAGGCUCAGCCGCCAACAGCAGCGCCUCUCCAAGCGACACAGUUUUGACACCGUAAGAUGCUGCAGCGGCUGCGUCACGCCGUGGGCUGGGGACUGCCCGCUUCCCCACCCGGUACGAGGGUGGAUUUCCAGGUGUGUGCGCCGCUGGGUCACGGCCAGACGCUGUGGCUCGUAGGGGAUCUACCAGCGCUCGGAGGUUCCGUGGAUGUGGUGCCCAAUACAGGCGGCGCAGGCGCUGAGGGCGGUCUACAACUAGUCACGACACCGGAUCUGUACCCUAUUUGGUACAAUUUAGAGCCCGUGUUAGCGCCUGCGGGCUCUGUGGUGCGCUAUCGCUAUGCUGUAUGCUCCGGCAGUCGCUUCUUGCGUUAUGAAGGUACAGCUGAGUCCGGUCCCGUCACCAGAGAGCUCACAGUGGGCGUAGGCUACGUACAGACACAAGAUACACUGGAUGGGCGACCCAGACGUCGCUCCUCGGUCUGCAGCGACGACGACACCACAGGAACCUCCACAGUCGUGAAUUCAGACGCCGAUCAGACCGCCGACGCCAGCGACGAGGACGUCCCGCCUCCUGCGUUUUGGGGGGUUAUCCCGAGACUCAGUUCCGGUCAGGCUUUUGUGGAUCGACGCGCUAAUGGGACGGAAGAUGGAGGCAGUACGUUGCAUCGCAAUAACAGACGACCACCAGGCUCUGGCAGACUGUUGACGGACGUGAUGGAGGAGAACGAACAGACUGCUAGUCCCACUGCCAGUCUGUCAAGACACGCAUCUGCGAGAGUGAGAACGGGGUCAGGGCCCAUGUUAGGAGAGGAAGUGGCAAGCCCCACGUCGCCUCGACCGACAGCCAGUAACGUGACGAUGGAGGCGACGGAUGGAGUGAUUAUCGCUGUCCACAGACUGCCAGUUCUUGUACAUCGCACUCCAGAGGGUCAUUACCAUAUUGAAUGGGAAGAUGACAACCUAAUUUGUCCGUCUGGACUAUUGAAAGACUCGUAUCGUGAAGCCAAUUGGGACCGUGUGAGUUCGAUGAGGUUAACGUGGGUCGGAACGGUCCACUGCGCUGAGCCUAUCCCCAAGGAAGACGAAGAGCGACUAGCCAAGCAACUGGAGGACUUCCACUGCGUUCCGGUGUUUCUAUCUGAACCUCUAGGCUCGACGUUCCACAAUUUCUGCUAUGGAACACUCUGGCCUGUGUUCCACAAUAUCGUGGAUGUGUAUGGAGCUCUCCCUACGCGCUGGUGGAACCCCAGUCAACAACGCAAUGCCUGGGCCAGCUACAAGACAGUUAACCGGAUCUUCGUCAACAAGGUCAUUGAAGUGUACAACGAAGGCGACUUAGUGUGGGUACACGGACUUCAUCUACUAGUUGCGCCGAGUUUCCUGACUCGUCGUCUACCCUGCGUCAACGUCGGUAUCUUCUUGCACACGCCAUUCCCCAGUUCCGAGAUCUUUAGGACGCUAUCAAUGCGUGCAGACCUGCUACGUGGAGUCCUGGCGUCGGACCAUAUCGGUUUCCACUUGUACGAACACGCGCGUCACUUCUUGACGAGUUGUCGUCGCAUUCUUGGUCUCAAGUACAGCGUGCAGCCUGGUGGUUACAUUGGCGUGGAGUAUAAUGGCCGCAUGGUGAUGCUGACUAUCAGCCAUAUCGGUAUCGAGCCUUCGUUCAUGGACAGGAUUAAUUCUAGCGUCCAAGUGGAGCAGGAUACAGCGGUGCUUGCGGCUAAGUAUGAGAGCAGCAAGCGUAAGGUAUUUGUGAGUGUGGAUCGAGUGGAACGACUGAAGGGAAUCUUACUCAAACUUGGAGCUAUCGAGUUCUUCCUGGCGCAACAUCCGGAGUACGUGGACAAGGUGCAGUUCGUGCAGAUCGGUAUCUGGGACUCUUCCAAUCCUACUCCCGAGAAGGACAGUGUUCGUGCGGAGAUCUUGGCGCAUAUGAAGCGCAUUAACGACCGCUUUGGCGCCAACCGGAACGAGCCAGUCUUUGCCUAUUCAGAAGUGGAGAACACGGACAUGGCCUCGAGACUCCCACUCUGGCGCGUGGGUCAUGUAUUACUCACUACUUCAGUGCGUGACGCUGUGAAUCUCUACCCGUUCGAGUUCAUCUACGCACAUGAACUAGCCAAGUCUCCCGGUGUUGUGAUCGUGUCGGAGUUCUCUGGUAGUAGUCGCGUAUUGACUGGCAGUGUGGCUGUGAACCCGUGGAAACGUGACGAGAUUAUUCAGGCGAUGGAAUUGGCACUGACAAUGUCUGACGAGGAGCGAGCUGCGCGUCAUCAGAAAGAUUUGGAGUAUAUCAUUACGAACUCGAGGACGAAAUGGGCGGAGCGUAUUCUGGUGGAUCUCAAGCGUACGAAGAAGCAGACGGCGGAGGGCGAGUACAUGGGGUACGGUCUUGGCUUGGGCUUCCGAAUGCUGGAGUUCAACGCCGGCUUCAAGAUGCUGGAGACUGACGUUGUAGCCAAGGCUUAUCGCGAUACAUUCCGUCGUGUGAUCUUCUUCGAUUACGGCAACACACUCACACUGGAAGAACCUGCUGGCACGCACAACUUCUCCAAGUACAUCACGGGUAAUGAGCAGAAUGCGUUUGUGUCCAAGACGGAGGCUCCCAAGGCGUCGUCUGAUCUUCUAGCUUCGUUAACGUUGCUGUGUGCUGACCCGCGGAACACAGUAUUCGUACUAAGUGGCAAGGAACGCUUGGAUCUGGAAAAGACGCUGGGCUCGGUGCGUGGGUUGGGACUUGCUGCGGAGCAUGGAUAUCUGUACAAGUGGGGGACUGGAGCGAACGCUAGUGCUGGGAGUAUGGCACAACCGUCUAGCAGCAGCAGCUCCAACAGUAUGGCCAGUGAAGUGGAGGAAGGAGUUUGGUUGUGCACGAAGGACAACUUUGAUGACUCGUGGAAGGAUGUGACGCACGCCGUCAUGGAUAUUUAUACGCAACGCACACACGGCACGUACAUUGAGCUGAAGGGCAGUGCGUUGCUGUGGCAGUACCGUGAUGCUGACCCGGAGUUCGGUCAGUUGCAAGCGAAGGAGUUGCACGAUCAACUUCUGCAGGUAUUGGAGCAUUUCCAAGUAGAAGUGGUGACGGGUACAGACUAUCUCGAAGUGCGUCCAGAAGGUGUGGACAAGGGAGUGAUUGUAGACCGCGUGUUGUCCACGAUCGAGUCUACCAGUGGCCAAUACGUCGACUUUAUUUUGUGUGUGGGUGACGAUCUAUCGGACGAGUUCAUGUUCCAGUACCUGGAGGAUGUUCGCAGUCGACGCAACAUGUUCACAGUGACUGUAGGCAAGAAACCCAGUGCUGCUAAGUACUUUGUGAACGAUGUGGACCAAGUUAUGGAGAUUGUGCACGCAAUGACCAAGGUAUCGACGGCGGCCAAGCGCAACUUCUCCAUGAACGACUUGCGGCUAUUUGACCGCAAUACGACAAGUGGAGGACUUUUGUCGUUCCAGCGUAAUGAGGCGGGACUUAACCGGCCGUCGGGUAAUUUGGGUUACAUGAGUGACGGUAGCUUUGAAGACAUGAAGUCGUCGCCAUUUGAGAGUUUAGCGGAGGGUGAAGAGGCUCCAGCGACAGAAGAGAACAUGCAGUCAAGUACUACAAACUCACUGGCUGGUCGCGGUAUUGCCGGUAGAAGUCUGGGUGGGGCGAUGGGUGGGCGUAACUCAAUGUCCAUGAGCUCGUUAUCUACGGCAGGGAUGCCCUCGUUGCACCCCACAUCAUCCACUUACGAGCAAUAUCUGAGCAACGUCGACGAAGCAGCGGAAGAAGAAGAAGGAGGCAUUUUCUUUUAGACAGGAGCAGGGCAUUGAGAGGGUAAUACAAAGGAACUUUUUAAGGGCUUGAGCCUUACUGGUCGAU